Molecule: messenger RNA, 10173 nt
Organism: Xyrichtys novacula (pearly razorfish)
Lineage: Eukaryota; Metazoa; Chordata; Actinopteri; Labriformes; Labridae
Source: the annotation of a GenBank genome assembly
CAGUUGAAUUUCCCAGUUGACUCUAAACUCUCUUUCCACAGAAAUGUAUUUAUUUUUGUUACACAAUAAAUUAAGUAGUACUACAAUUAGAUCUUAAUCACUAGGGGAGAUAAACUGUUUAAAAAAUAGCUGUUUUUAAUUUUAAAACAUAUAUAGACGAUAAAUUACAUGGUUUGAAUAUAUAUGUUCUUCUUAACCCUAACCCCAAUACCCCAACGUUAUUCUGACGUUACCCCAACACAAUCCUAACAUUUAAAAUUUUUUGACAUUUUCCUAGUUUUUUUUUUAUACCAAUUGGCUCCUCAUGGUCUGAGACAUGCUCCUAAAAAGCUCCUGGACAGUGAUUCUAACAUAAAUGCUGUUAAACCCUUCAAACGGAUUCAAACGGAUUUAUGGUUCAUGUUAGUAAUCUGAUCCUUUUAUGAAAUCUUUCUGUUGGCUUUGUCAUAUUUUUUCUUCAAUAAAUAAAUAAAAAACAUUCAGUAUUUUCAGUGAAUUUCUGGCUGUUGUACAAAUACGCCCUCUGUUGGCUCAGUCAGGUGGAACAGACUGAGUUGUUUUUUACCUCGCUGAGCCUCCUGAUUGGCCCUUUUCCCUGACAGCCACACCAAUCGACCAAUCGCUGCUGAGCUGAUGAGAGCGAAACGAAAGUCAGACUUCUUGGUUCCUCCAGCUGAUGGUCCUGGCGUUGGUGGUUCAGGUCUCUUUUUUGGACAUUUAACAUUUUGGAUCUGACGUUUGGUCUCACAUCGUCACCCAAGAACACGCCACAGCCGUCCAACCGUGGUCAAAGCGGUUUCCUUGGAUACCAGCGCGAGCUCGUGAGCCUGCUCCUCCAUUCAUGCUGUUGACAGGUUGUUAGCUUAGCCAGCUAGCUAACCCCAACUCACAGUUGGGUAGUGAGUUUUCGAGGAAAGUUUAGGCUCACUAGUUAAUUUUGCAGAAUCAAAUCAAUCUUUGCAUUUCUAUAAAAUCACAGAAACACUUUUAUUCGUUUGUUUUUGUCAUUUUCAGCCGAUAAAACGGACGAGUAAGUUAGUUUUUGUUUUGUUUACAGAGACUCAGAUGACCUUUUAGCUUUAAAAAGACACACUGACCUUUCUGGAAGUUUAAUAUUCACACUUUAAGCUGACAAAGGGCUGUUUUCCUCACCAAACCUCGAUUUUUACACGAAUUCACCCUCCUGAGUUUUCCAUUUUACAGAAGAUAAAUAUUAGCCAGAUUUUGAGUGACCCUUGUUGUGGAUAUUUGAAGAUAUUUACCUCACAUCUGAGAGCAUUUCUUCUCUUAAGCUCAAACACAUUUGGGGGAAAAGUUUGUUUUCUUCGUUUCCAAAUUAACAACUUUUGGUGGCAAAUGGCAGCCGGAAGUGACCUAUGGCGUAGAUUAAUGCCCCGGAAAUAAGAAGAGUCAUUUUAGAGCUUUUUAGUGUUUUUUGUGGACAAAACAUGCAGAAAACAAAACAAAAGCUAAAGAUAUGUUACAGUAUGCAGUUUUUAGAAUUCAGUCAGCUAAUAGGGAAAUAAAAGGAUGUGAGAAGUUAGUGCGUGACUAAAAAGGCUGUUUUUAUUUCCUUUAAAGAAAGUUUCCUUGUUUUCUGAAGAGCUCAGGGAUGUUAGAUGAUGAUGGAAGAACUUUAGAGAGUUUUAGUCUGCAGAGCUCCUCCAUCAUGAGUCUUCAGGUGUGCACACAGAGCAGAUCAUAACUAGGAUUGCAGAGGUUUUUUUUUUUUUUUGCUUAUAUACACGAUAUAUUAAUUCAAGACUCACUUUUUUAACCAGGCUUUUCACUAAUUGCCUUUUUAUAUUUCUCUUAUUGCAAAUUUAAUUUUGAUCAAAGUUCUUAAUGUUUAUUUAAUGUCAUUUUAUUUAUUAUCUCUGUUCUUCGUCUUUUUCUUAAUUCCUGUUGCAUAGGUUUUUACUUCUUUUUCCCCUUUUACAUGGUAAAGAUCUCUUACUUAUCUAUUUAAUAUUAUUUUCUUGUUUUGGUCCAGCAGGUUUUAGUCUCUUUUUACCAUUUUCUAUUUUUUAUCUCCAGUGUUUCCCAAAGGUAGCUCUUUCCUCACACUGUGUGCGCUUGUGUGUGUGAGUGAAAGUCUGUGUGUGUGCGUGUGUGUGCGUGUGUGUGUGUGUGUGUGUGUGUCCAUGGGUGGGAGGAUCGAGUGUUAUUGUUAAUUGUUUUAAGCCUCUGUGAGGCACUUUGAACGGCAUUUUUUUGUCUAAAAAGUGCCAUAAAAAUGAAGUUAAAUUUGAAUUAGUAUUUUAGUAUCAUUUUGACUGAUAUCAAUGCUGAUACACUUACUUUUACAGAACACAGAGGCUUUUGAGCCAUUUCCUGCUGAUAAUUAUGUCUCAAAAAUAUUUUUUGGCAGAAAUCUUUAUAUCUUAUGAAACCCACAUGUUUAGACCUUCUUAAAAUCUAGGGGUCAUUAAAAGAAAAAACAUAAGCUUUAGAGUUAAACAAGUAAAGCUAACAGAAGAAAACUCUUGAAGUAGAACACCAAGAAUUUUGAGAAUUUAUUGAACUAAACCAGUUAAUCAAGUUAAACAAAAGACAAAGUUGGCUAACAAGAACUGUCUGUUGAAAACCUCAAACUGAAGGAGUGACUUCAGGGAAUUCAAAGGCCAAAGUAAAAAAAACAAAACCCCCAAAUCUGACUACAAAAGAACAUCCCUUACCUGUCUGUAAGAAAAUCAAAAUCCAAUUCUAAACUCCCUGACCAGCCACAAAACAGGAGAAAACCAAGGUCAAACAAAAAAUGGCAGAGAUUCCCUUACCCUUCCUCCACCUCUAACUAAAAUGUUCAGCCUCAGCCAAUGUUCUCACAAAAUAAAAAUAUUAUACAAUACAGCACAACACAUCACAGCUCAGGAGUGGAGCGAGAGAGAGAGACUAAAGCCCUGGCUUGAGGAUCAUUUGUAACCUCUUAGAUGAGGCUGAUCAGCUUCAGCUGCUCAGACUCCUGAGGUGUGGCAGAAUCGAGAGGGGGAGGUGUGGAUGAGCUGCAACAUUAACAGGGUGAGAGAGAGAGAGAGAGAGAGAGAGAGACCAAACAGAAAUAAGGUUCACCCUAACCCCUGACAGCCUUUUGUUUGAGUAUUUUUUCAGCAAUUUAGGGAGAUAGAGAGAGAAGUGGGCAGGACAUGCAGCACAUGAUUGAGACCGGAUUCAAACACGCAGCCGCUGUGGGGACCAUGGUCCACAUAUAUGGGGCGCGCUUACCCAUUUAUCCAUCUACACACCCCUAAAUGUCCUCUCUUUUCAAAGAAUCAGACUUCAUCGAGCCCACAACAGACAGACACACACACAUAAAUAAAAUCAGGAUUAGUAAACCAGGUGGUUGUGGUGGUUAUAGACUCUGCCAUAUUGAAAAUUCAGAUUCACAGACCUGUGGGGGAUCCCAGACCUGAUCUUGGGUCACCGGUUUUUCAUUCAUUGGAACCAUAAUGAAUAAAAAAAGAUAAAUUCAGAUUUAGUAAUUACCCACAAGGCAAACUUGAGUCUAAAAUCAGCUGUAAAACAACAGGAAAUACUCAUAUUUUGAUGUUUUUCUUCUCCAGUCACCAUAACCUGAUGAUUGUCUGCCAGUUCAUCUCUAGAGGCAUUACAAACUCUCACCUUUAUGCUCACCUGAAAAGGCUCCCAGCCUGCCAGACCAUGACUAGACCAAGUUCAGGUACUUCUUUUACAUCCUCUACAAAUGCACAGGUUUCCACUCUUGAUGUUUCAUGUCACAUUUGUGUGAUUUUACUCAGAUCUGGCAGCGUUCAGGAAGAUUUUCUCCAAAGCCCAGAGCAUCGCCGUCAUCACAGGAGCUGGAGUGAGUGCAGAGAGCGGAGUCCCGACCUUCAGAGGAGCAGGGGGCUACUGGAGGAAAUGGGAGGCACAGGUGCGCAGUCACACUAUAACAUCACACUCUCUUUUGUUUGGAUUGAGACUAGUGCUGGGCGAUAGGACGAAAAAUAUCGUGGGCACGAUAGAAAAUGUCUAUCGUGCCAUUUUUAUUUUUAUCGUUUCGGGCGAUAGGCUGUAUUUUAUCCAUAGGGCUUGUGCCAUCAGAUGAUUCAUAGUAACAACAACAAUAAUUGCACAUUCAGUAAGUGUAUUUGGUGUCGAACGGGAAAGAAAACAAUAUUUUCUUUCAAAGAAAAGGAUGCGUUGACAUGUAGGCUUGCAUUUCUCUUUCGAUUUUGCGACAUGACGCCGCUUUACGUGCCCUCUUUGUGUCCAGCGCCUCCCGCCGUUGCGGGUUACCUGGGUUACACACGUGAGGGGAUCACUGUAAGCAGUGCUUAAUUUGUGCCGGAGCAAGUCGGAGCGCGAUCCGGGACCUCUUUUGAUCGGAUCCGGGACCUAUUUCAGCCGCUCCGGCACCUGUUUCAUCUGCUCCGGGACCUCCCUAUAGAGGAUGACAUUUUUCGGGAAUUCCCGUGGGUCACGUGAUUCCCGCGGGAAUCCCACGGGAUGGGAGUCAUUUUUUAAUUAAUCCCUUGAUCGGGACGGGACGGGAAAAAAAGCAACGGGAGUGGGCAGGAGCGGGAACAACAUUAAAAGAUGAUCUUUUUCAGCCGUGUUUAACAACCAGAUGAACAGGUGCGUCCAUUUUUGUAGUCAUCUCUCAGUGAGAGCCAACACUCUUGACCGCGCUAGCAACACAAAAGAACUACAACAGUGGUUUGACUUCCUGUCAGCUGGGAGCGCGGCUGCGCAUUUCUACCCUUCGAACCAGCAGCGAGGAAACGUAAUUUUGUGACAUUCUGUAGUUUUUCAAUCAUUUCUGGAGUCGUGGCGAAUCAAAUCACCUUACCUGUCUGCCCCUGAUAGGCGAAUAAAGCGCUCGGAUUCAUGCUCGGGUCUUGCUACGUGCUUCAAGAGUAAAGUAAACAAUGAUGGAGGCAGAGAGCAGCUUUGGAGGAGAAACAUCCAGCAGUGUGAACAACCUCUUCAAAAGAGCCCUAAAGACCUACCUUUUUAAUAAAGCCUUAGGUUAGCUUUCCUUUAUGCUUUAUGCUUUUACUACCUUUCCUCUUACAUUGCAACUCUAUAUUUUUUAUUUUUUUAAUUCUUUUUUAUGCCAAUCUGUGACUGUCAUUCUAUUGCUUUUUUAUUGUUGCUGCUCUUUUUUUACUGUGUACUGUAGCACUUAAAGAUUUUUUGUAAAUGUAAAGUACAUUACAAAUUAAAUUUAUUAUUAUUAUUAUUAUUAUUAUUAUUAUUAUUAUUAUGGAGUGCUUUGGCUCACACUAUCGGCGUUUUCUGUGAGUGUUGCAUAACUUUGGGUGAGCACAGACAUGAACGCGCUUCAGCCACGUAUUUGUUUAUUCAUUUUUCUAGUUUUAAGUGCUGGUCUUGUACUGGUACUGUACUAGUGCAGCUGUAUACACUUAAAUUUUUCAUAGAACUGAAAGCAUACCAUAGCUAUAUCGUGAUAUAUAUCGUUAUCGUGAUAUAAAAUGAUCCAUAUCGUGAUAUACAUUUUUUUCCAUAUCGCCCAGCACUAAUUGAGACUGACAAGGGAAGUAAAGUGUAGGAGUUUUAGCAGUUUUUUUUAAAUGGUAAACUGGUACAUUAAUCAAAAAUAUAUAAAUGGAACAUAAGUCCAGAUAAGUCCUCAUACUCUCCUCUAUUUAGCAGCUUUUUAAAUACGUGAAAAACUGCAGCGCGGCAUAUUAAACACUUCAUUGUGCAUUCCAGAGAUCUGCCAAACAGCGAUAAUCCUUCAUGAAAGAAAAUGUUUUAAUGAGAGUUCUUGCUCCAGACCCUCUUUACUGAGGUGUCUGUUCUCAUCAAGUAUUCCCGGGGAGUGCUCUAAAAGUUUAACUUUGUCUAAAAAUAGUCCAGACUCAGAGAGGAAACUGACAUACCUGAUUCCUUUGAAACUUCAUUCCUAUUCCGGAGUCAAGCUGUGUUUAUUCGACCCACAUUUCUAACGAGCUUUCGCGAUCGUGACUUUUGAAGGAACUUUUCUUUAGCACUAAUAGUUUUUGUCAGAAUUAAAUCUGCUUUUUUCUUCUUCCUUUAGAGUCUGGCCUCACCAGAAACCUUCUCCAGAAACCCUUCCCGCGUCUGGGAGUUUUACCACUACCGGCGCGAGGUCAUGCUCACCAAAGAUCCGAACCCCGCCCACCUGGCCAUCGCAGAGUGUGAGGAGCGACUGAGCAAACAGGGACGCACGGUUACGGUUAUCACUCAAAAUGUCGACAGGCUCCACCGGCGUGCGGGAUCCAAGAACAUCCUGGAAAUCCAUGGCAAGUGGAAAACGAUGAUUUUAUGUUAUGGGUGCAAAGAUAGAAGUUUGGGCGUGCUCUGCAAACUUUAAUAAUUUUGAUUAGAUUUUCUUUGUGAUGUGUUGUUUCAGCUCUAACCCGUCAUCUCUCUCUCUCGCUCAUCCCCCAGGCAGUCUGUUCAGAACGCGCUGCAUGAGCUGCGGUCAUGAAGCAGACAAUUACAAGAGCCCGAUCUGCACCGCUCUGGAGGGCAAAGGGUAAGAGCUUCAUCUGGUGUCAUCUGCCGGAUUGGACUGUUUUCCUCAGCGACGUGAAAACGCACCCCUAACAGAUAUGGAUCACUUUCAGCGUGUCAGAUGUCAGGAGCUUAAUAAUACCUGACGACGCAGAGGACCGGAGAAUCUGUGACUGUAAUGAAAUGUCACUUUAAAAAGCUGCUUAUCUGACAUUUAAAAAUGGAUGUUUUAAACUGCUAAUUAAUUACAUCUCCACUGUGAACAAAGUGACGCACGACCUGGACUACAAUGCAGAAUAAAGAUCAGCUCUGAUUAUGUAACGCGGAAACUGAUUUGUAUCGGCUGUGGUAACAGUAACUGGGAUUAAACUCUGAUCCUUUCAUAUGCCAAGUCCUGUUCUCUGCAAAUGGAGCUCAUGUGAACGUGUAAUGAAAUGAACUGAAAACGCUCAAAGGGACACUGUUCGCUCGUUUAGGAAAUGUGGGGCGAACGUUAGAAACAGAGAGUAAUGAUUCACACUUUUAAUAAAAGGAAAUCAGAGAGGGAGGUUUAUUCCAGACACUUUCAACUCAUUUUAAAGGGACAGUUUACUUCAGUGAGAAUAUUUGUCAAGCAAGAAUAAAGGGAGUCAGUAUGAGUCCAAGUAAGAGUCUAGAUUUUGUGUGGUUUUGUUAAUAAGGACUAUUGUGGUUUUCUUGAUCUCUUUGCCUCCUUUAGAGCUCCAGACCCAAAAAUCGACGACGCCAACAUCCCCGUCCAGAACCUGCCCAGGUAAACCCCACACUGAUGUGACUCUCACAUGUUUCCUGUUUCAGUUUGUUUCUCAUGUUCUGUCCUGUCACUGUUGGUGGUGUUUUUUUGUUCGGCUGUAAUGGUGGUGUUUUAGUGAGCCGGACUAAUCUGGACCCUGACAGAGCGGAAGUGAGCUUGGUUGUGUUUUUAUUUUGACUGAGCCUCACUGCAGUUACUGUGGCGUGGAUUUACCACGGCCGUCAUCACCAGUUAAAACAUGCUGUGUGAUUUCUGGACAAACAUGUCACAAUUUUAGUCAUGUAAAUAUAAAUGUUCUUUAUUUAUGCAGCCCUUUACAGCAACCCUUUCAGUGAACCAAAGUGCUUUACAAUACAUAAAAAUAAAAAAGCAAUAAAAACAAUAAAAACUAAAAAAAAAAAAAAGAAUAAAAUACAGUGCAAUAAAAUAAAGUGUCACCACGCUUCUGGAUAUUAAAAACCAACAUAAAUUUUUCAAUAAAGUUUUCAAUGGGGAUUUAAAAAGGCCCAGGUCAGACAUAAGUCUUAUUUCGGUGAGGAGUUUAUUCCAGAGUCUGGGACCAGUGACUGAAAAGGUUCGGUCACCCCGUCAGUGUUUGUGUUUUGACCUGGGCACCUCCAGCAGAAGUCGAUUUGACGACCUCAGAGCUCUACCUGACUCCCAAACGGUUAAAAGUUCAGUUAAAUAGAUGUGGGCGAGGCUGUUAAGAGCUUUAAAAACAAACAUUAAAAGUUUAAAAUCAACCCUAAAAGAGACGGGAAGACAAUGAAGAGAGCUGAGGACAGAAGUGACGUGAUCACAUCUGUUAGUGUUGGUUAAAAGACGGGCAGCAGCAUUUUGGACAAGUUGAAGGCGACUAAGAUAUAAUUGGGAGAUUCCAACAAUCUUGAACUGAUUAGAGCGUGGAUGGAUAUCUCAAGGUCGUGACGGCUUUAAAACAUUUUGACCUUGGCCAGGAGACAUAGUCAGAAGAAACUAGUCCUGAUAGAAGAUAAAAAUUUGUUAUUCAGGCCCUGAUCCGUUUACAUUUUCUAACACUGCAGUUGAACACGGUGAUUCCAGUUUUAAAUCACGCCCAUCUCUCCCAUUCAUGUGAUUUUGUUGAGGAUUAAAUAAUUGAAUGCUGCGUUCUCUCCCGUGUUUCCCUUUCUGAUGGAGUGCACAGACCAGCAGCUGUGACGCUCAUUGUUUCCUCUUAAGUGCUCCGGUUUUUAAAACACGAGUGUAUCCUGUAAUUAUUGUGUUUCAGGUGUGAGCAGAAAGGCUGUAAUGGCCUCCUCAGACCAGCUGUGGUUUGGUUUGGAGAGGCUCUGGACUCAGACAUCCUCACCAGAGCAGAACAAGUGCUGGACAGCUGUGACCUCUGCCUUGUGGUAUGUGUGUGCAUGUGUGUCCUUGUAUGUGUGUGUGUGUGUGUGUGCCUCGUGAAAUACAACACAGCCUCUAUGGCCAAGGUCAUUAAAGCCCUUUUCACACGUUUACUGCACUCCUGAACCUGUGUGUCGCCCAGAGGAGCUGCAUGUGAGAACGUACAUGUCUGAGUUUGUUGACCCGGACAUUACAUGGACGUUAUCCUGUCAGCGGGUCUCUGAGUGAAUUUAAGAGUGGCUGCAGCAGGUAAUUGUCUGGGUCACAGUGAGUGGAUGGAGUAUAGCUGCUUUAUAUUCCUGUCUGCACGCCUGUAUAUUGAUUUCAUUGAAAUAUUUAUGAUAUGGUGAUGUCCAAAUGCUCAUCAUUAGACACUUUACACGUGUUAAAUAUGUGAAAGGACAAGUCAGGACGAUGUGUUAACACCUGAUAUCUGUUAAUUCAUUUAAACUGAAACUUUGAAUCCUCGUCUGCAGGUCGGCACUUCAUCCGUGGUGUAUCCAGCAGCCAUGUUUGCUCCUCAUGUGGCGGCCAGAAAGGUCCCUGUGGCUGAAUUCAACAUGGAGAACACGCCAGCCACAGAGCGCUUCAAGUACGUUCGGUUUACUGUCAGAAAAAAAAACCCUCAUGUCGCAUCACUUUCACACGUUUCUGCCGCGUUAACAGGAAUCACAACAUUCGCUUUUUUGUUCCCACCUCAGGUUUCACUUUCACGGACCCUGCGGCUCCACGUUGCCUCCUGCGCUCGCACGCCACGAAACUGAGACUGAGGAGGACUGAAGUGAAGUCCAGUGCUAAAGCUGCGAACAGACCAGACUGUCUAACACUGAAGGAAUUUAUCGGUACAAAAACAAUGGAGGACGUUAAACACUACAUUAUAAGCAGCAGCACGCAGCACUUUAAGCUUUUUAUCCCUCCUGUUGUCCUCAAGUUAAGACCUACAUCCCAUGUCUCAAGGGUCACACUGUCCCAGUCCGCACUGACUGGGGUCUUUUUGACCCAGUGAAAGGUCCUGUAGUCCUCACACAGUAAAAAAAAAUAAAAAUAAAAAUAAAUAAAAAAAUAAACCUGCAUCCCACGUCUCAGGGGUCACACUGACUGGGGUACUGACUGGGGUCUUUUUGACCCAGUGAUGACUGGGGUCUUUUUGACCCGGUGAAAAGUCCUGUAGUCCUCACACAGUAAAAAAAAAAACCUGCAUCCCACGUCUUAGGGGUCACACUGUCCCCAAUGUGGAAAUAUAUACUCACACACAUAUAGUAAUAAUAAUAAUGAUAAUAAUAAUAAUAAUAAUAAAAUUAACAAAUUAAUAAUAAUAAUAAUAAUAAUAAUAAUAAUAAUGAGCAGACGGAGGGGAGGCGAGAGAUGACCUGAUAUCUCUAGCCGAUACCACACUGUUGAGCAAUGAUGUUUUGAUCAGAAGGACAAAGUUGAAUUUUAUGAUGAAUGACGAGAUGUCCUUUGAGGAUUGGUACAGCUACUAUUAUGACUUUUAGCCAUAAAACAAUGUUGUGUUGUAAUCUGUGGUGUGAUGUGCACAAAUAAAGUCAUCAUCUAAAGCAAAAUUGCCA